GCAGCGGACAGCACAAUGUCUAAUGGUCAGGAAACGGCGUGUCUGAACGGCGAACCGGCGCUCAAACGCUCCAGAGACAGUCUGGAUUCACUGCGGGUCCCGCGGGAGCCCCAGAAUAAAGUGACCGUAGUGCUGGGCGCGCAGUGGGGCGAUGAGGGGAAGGGGAAAGUGGUCGACCUCUUGGCAAUGGACGCCGACAUUGUAUGCAGAUGCCAGGGUGGAAAUAACGCGGGACACACUGUGGUCGUGGACUCGGUCGAGUAUGACUUCCACCUGCUGCCCAGCGGAGUUCUCAACAAAAAGGCCACUUCCUUUAUUGGAAAUGGUGUUGUGAUACACCUGCCAGGACUCUUUGACGAGGCAGAGAAGAACUUGCAGAAGGGCAAUGGACUUCAAGGAUGGGAGGAACGACUGAAGAUAUCUGACCGGGCACACAUUGUGUUCAACUUCCACCAGGCUGUUGAUGGCAUACAGGAGCAGCUCAGACAACAGCAGGCAGGAAAAAAUUUGGGCACAACUAAGAAGGGUAUUGGACCUGCAUACUCCUCCAAAGCAGCACGUAAUGGACUGAGAGUGUGUGAUCUGGUCUCCGACUUCUCUGUCUUUGAAGAAAAGUUUCGGGUGCUGGCUGGACAUUAUCAGACCACUUAUCCUAAUCUUAACAUUGACAUUGAUGCUGAGCUUCAGCAGCUCAAGAAUUUUGCUGAAAGAUUACGGCCACUAGUGACUGAUGGGGUUUAUUUCAUGCACAAAGCCCUCACUGGACCAAGCAAGAAGAUUCUGGUGGAAGGAGCCAAUGCUGCUUUACUGGAUAUUGAUUUUGGGACCUACCCCUUUGUGACCUCAUCAAACUGCACUGUUGGAGGCGUCUGCACAGGUCUUGGCGUCCCCCCAUCUCAUGUUGGCCGUGUAUAUGGAGUGGUGAAGGCCUACACCACCAGGGUUGGAGUCGGGGCAUUUCCCACUGAGCAGAACAAUGAAAUUGGAGAUCUGCUGCAGAGCAGAGGGAGGGAAUUUGGAGUUACAACAGGCAGGCGGCGGCGCUGUGGGUGGCUGGAUCUGGUUUUGGUUCGCUAUGCCCACAUGGUUAACGGGUUUUCAGCCAUUGCGCUGACUAAGUUGGACAUUCUUGACACAUUGCCUGAAAUAAAGAUUGGCACAGCCUACACAGUUGAUGGAAAGCCUCUUCCCAGUUUUCCUGCAAACAUGGACGUGCUCACAAAGGUUCAGGUGACUUAUGAGACGUUCCCUGGCUGGAGUUGUAGCACUGAGGGAGUGCGCAGCUUCGAUGAGCUGCCUACACAGGCACAAAGCUACAUUAAAUUUAUUGAGGAUUUUCUGCAAGUGCCAGUGAAGUGGGUUGGUGUUGGCAAGUCAAGAGAAAGCAUGAUCAAGCUGUUUUGACGAGGGCGAAGGGACAGGCUGAGCUGAUGGUCAUGGACUGGUCUGGCACGACAUUUAUCAUCAUGACCGCUGGAGCACCUGAACUGGCUUUUAUGCAUCAGCGCUGAGAUGAAGACUAACCGUGGGUUUAGAAUCCACUGAAUGUCCCACUCAAAGUGAACACCAGCAUUGUGUAUAGGGGUCAGAUUUGAGCACCAGACCUGCUUCAGUGCAUUUGUAAUUGCUUGAUUCGUUCCUGUUUGUUUCCAAAGCGCAUCCCAGACCUGCUCAGAACAUACCUCUGCUAAUCAGUAGUAGUCUGCCGGUAAAGUGAUGAGCUCCCAACUGAAA
Messenger RNA from Danio rerio (zebrafish), 1734 nucleotides. RefSeq names its product adenylosuccinate synthase 2, like (gene adss2l). Gene Ontology annotation, biological process: 'de novo' AMP biosynthetic process; purine nucleotide biosynthetic process. Gene Ontology annotation, cellular component: cytoplasm. Lineage: Eukaryota; Metazoa; Chordata; Actinopteri; Cypriniformes; Danionidae. Gene Ontology annotation, molecular function: GTP binding; nucleotide binding; adenylosuccinate synthase activity. The record is from RefSeq and is marked validated.